Strongyloides ratti is the source of this 1311-nucleotide messenger RNA. RefSeq lists its product as hypothetical. The coding region runs from base 1 to 1311 and encodes 436 amino acids. Lineage: Eukaryota; Metazoa; Nematoda; Chromadorea; Rhabditida; Strongyloididae. The record is from RefSeq and is a predicted model, not a curated record. The transcript is spliced from 5 exons.
AUGGAAAACAAUAUUGAUAAAACUGACCUUCCAGAGGUACCAUUUCGUAAAUCAACUCUAAAAGUUAAUCUAAAUGAAGAAAAAGUAUCAUCUACUCCAAUGAAAAAAUUAAUGAAACCACAUUUAAAAAAAAAGACAAUAAAUAGUGGACAUAAACAAAAUAACAAAAAUAUUGAGACUAAAAAUUUAACAAAAAAAAAUGAAUUAACAAAAAAUAAAAUUGGUUCAAAAAAAGAUGGUGCAUCAAAAAUAGUAUCACUUUCUAAAAAAAAUGAACAACUUUUAAAAAAAAUUGAUUCAUCUGAAAAAAAAAUAAACAUUCUUAAUGAAGAUCGUUAUAAACUUGAGAAAGAGAAAGAACUUAUUUCAACUAAUUGGGAACGUGGGAAAUCUAUUAUUUAUGAAGAGCAAAGUAACAUCAUUGAACUUCAUAAAAAGUUACAUCGAAUGAAGGCUGCUCAUGUUGAACAUAUACUUAAUUUGCAAAAAAAAAUUCGUUCUUUGAGUUUAAAGUCAGAGAUAUAUGUAUCAUCAACUACACAGACUGAAAAUAAACUUUUAGAGGGUAUCAAAGAUUAUAAAGAUGAGGAAGUUCAAACAGUAGAAGAAAUUAAUCCAAGCACAAUUCAUACAAUAUUAAGAAGUAAUGAUACAAAAUUAAUGGAAAUUAUUACAAAGAAUGAAAGAGAAAAAAUGCAAAUGCAAUCUGAUUAUAAAUUUAAUAUGACACAAUUAGAAGAGAAUUUAAAAAAAGCACAAGACAUGAAAUUAAGAAUGUUUAAAAAUGAAAAAGAUAUUUAUAUAGAAGAAAUAUGUGCAAAUCAUGGUGCAGCAAUAAAUAAUGUUGAAAAAGAAAAAGAAGAUUUACAUCUUGAGUUAAGUGAUCAAAUAAGUCAAUUACAGAUUCGAUUAUAUGAAUUGACGGAGGAAUUAAAAGAAAAGAAUGAACAAAAUGAGUUAUUAAAAAAAGAAACUAUUCUUAUGAAUGAAAAAAUGGAAGAGACUAAAAAUGAAAAAGAAAAAUUAGAAGAAAUCAAAAAAUCAGAGAUGAUAAAUGAAGCCUUGCUGAAAAAAGAAAGAAAUUAUGUUUCUAGUUUAAAAAAACAAGUCUCUUCACAAAAAGAUAUCAUCAACAUUGUAUUGGGUGAAUUUCGAAAGCUUGAAUUGGAAAGAGAUUCAUUAAUUGCUGAAUUUGAAAAAUGUAUUAAUGCAUCUAAUACAAUGGUAAAACAAAAAAGAUAUUUAUUAAAUUUAAAAAUGACUAAAACAUUUAAUGAUCUUUUAAAAUUAAAAAAAGAAAAAAAUCUUUAA